Messenger RNA from Aspergillus aculeatus ATCC 16872, 1649 nucleotides. RefSeq names its product transcription initiation factor TFIID subunit 11 family protein. The record is from RefSeq and is a predicted model, not a curated record. NCBI's taxonomy places the organism in Eukaryota, Fungi, Ascomycota, Eurotiomycetes, Eurotiales, Aspergillaceae. Gene Ontology annotation, biological process: transcription initiation at RNA polymerase II promoter; RNA polymerase II preinitiation complex assembly. Gene Ontology annotation, molecular function: protein heterodimerization activity; transcription coactivator activity. The transcript is spliced from 2 exons. Gene Ontology annotation, cellular component: transcription factor TFIID complex; nucleus. The coding region runs from base 157 to 1218 and encodes 353 amino acids.
GUCGUCAUCUGAGGCUUGAACAUAACGAAACCUUUUCUCCCUCGAACACUGCAGCAGCAGCAACAGCAGCAGCGCCAAACACAAAACAACACACCUACCUCCUCCCCACCAUUAACAUCGUCAUAAUCAUCAUCAUCAUCAUCCACAAAAACAACCAUGUCCUCCCCGCCGCCCACGAACCCGUUGAAACGGCCCUCGAUCUCCUCGUCGGCCUCGCAGCCGGCGGGCUUCAACCCCAAGCGGCCCCGCAUGCACCCGCUCCGCCAGACCUCCUUCCCCAACACGAUGGACCUGGACUCCUCGUCGCGGGCCUACAGCGACGCCGGCAGCGUCACGGGCAGCUUCACGGGCAGCCUGGGCGGCACCAGCGCGGACGGGGUGUUCCUCACGACCAAGGGCAAGAAGCGCGGGCGCAAGAGCAAGGCCGAGAAGGAGCGCGAGCAGCGCGCCGAGGAAGGGAGUCUACGGGCGGGGAUGGUGGAUCGGAUGGGGUCCGUGGACGCGGAGGGCGCCUCGGUGAGGGCUGGUGCUGGGGGAGGCACAGGGGCAGGGGCAGGCGCAGGAGGAGGCGGGGAUGAUGCUGAUGAGGAUGAUGAUUUUGAUGAUGAGGGUGAACUACUGGGUAGGGAGGAAGGGACCACGGAUACGGAGGCGGAGAAGAAGAAUCUUGCAUUACUCGUGGACGCGUUUAAUCCGCUGCAGUCGGAGCGAUACGAUCUGUUCAAGCGAGCGAAGCUACGAAAGGAGACGCUACGGAGAAUUGUCAAUCAUGCGCUCUCGCAAUCGGUGCCGGCUAGCGUGGUGACGACGAUUAACGGAUUUACGAAGGUGUUUGCGGGCGAGAUUAUCGAAAAGGCUCGAACGGUGCAGGCGGAAUGGGCCGAAGCUCAUGACCAGGCGGCCUCCAGUUCCACCUCCACCACCCCAACCACGACGAACCAUCAUCCCGGAGUGGUCAAGCCACAGGGCAUGAUAGAUAGAGGCGGACCACUGCUGACGACGACUGCUGCCAAAAACGAGAUGAAGGCCAAAUUACCUCCCAAUCCGCACCGGGGGCAGCUCCUUCCGGCCCAUUUGAGGGAAGCGCUUCGGCGGUAUAAGCGAGAUGGGGAAGGAGGUGGCGUUGGAUUCUCCGGAUUGAGUAUGGGCAAUCUGGGGGUUCGGGGGUCGGUGACUUGGGCUGCAGGUAGCGUCGGAGGACGGCGCAUCUUUCGUUGAGUGCUGACGGCCAAGACCCAAGACAAUUAGGGACUGAAUCAUGAAGAGGUAUGGAUUUUGGUCAGGUGGGGGGGGGGUUGGUUGAGGUUAGAGGGAGUAAGAGAGGGCCUUCGGGAAUUGAGAGAGGGAAUGGGAGAGGGCGAGGGCCAAAGUGCCAAGAAAAAAGAGACCCAUCAAUCAUCCCUACCGUGGAUAAACCCUCUGUCUGUCAGUGUCUGUCAAGUGAGUGAAUGUACGCCGUACGGUACUCCCCGUUUUCUUUUCUUUUGCGACCAUCAAAAUUUUCUUCUCCCACCUGCCACCUGCCGAAAAAGCGCAGAGUGGUGACAGGUCGAAGAUGGCGAUGUUUUAGACUAAUAAUACGUGUUUGUCUCCAUUAUAGUGAGAAUGGGUUUCAAUGGAGGCUUGAUAGUCAUUGAUCAACGCAACGC